Molecule: messenger RNA, 30721 nt
Organism: Coregonus sp. 'balchen'
Lineage: Eukaryota; Metazoa; Chordata; Actinopteri; Salmoniformes; Salmonidae
Source: the annotation of a GenBank genome assembly
GUAUCAGUCCUGAGAAACAUCACCUGCUGGAGCAGGCCUUCUGCUGGCCUGAUCUCCACUGAGCUGCCAGUCCUAUCUUCACCGUACCUGCCCUCUUCCCCCUUACUCCAAUCAUGGUCUGGUUGAGCCAUCUGCCUUUCUGACUUCUGUUUAAAAAAGAGACACCAACCUCGUCUCCGAAGUGUUGACCAGAUAGUUGACUAGUUGACUAGUCAUCCGGUUAAAGAAACGUACUUGCCCGUCAACUUUUCAUUGUGUAGCCCAGUGCGCCCUCCUGUGGUCUCUUAAAAAUGGUUAUUCACCAACAUCUUUUUCAUUGUUGUUACCAAAUAAUGUCUCAUAAUUUAUGUUUUACAGAUUAAUGUUAUGUUUUGAGAAAGUAGAUAACAGUUUAAUACUAAAAUAUAAAUGAGUAUGAACAAUUUACAUCAAAUAAAACUUUAAUUUCAGUGAUGUGCAUUGACAUAAACAAUGAAAACACUGUUGGAGUUUGUGUUGCAGAGAUGCACUUGGAAAGUAAAGGAAGAUGGGUUGAAUAAAUAAAUAAAAUAAAUUAAAAAAAAUAUAUAUAUAUAUAUAUAUAUAUAUAUAUAUAUAUAUAUAUAUAUUAUAUUUUAGACAUGUAAUUUAUUUUACAAAUAAAUCAUUGCAUAUGAAAACAAACAAUUGAAUCUCGACCUCCAUCCCUAUAUUGUCACAGAAAUCACAAUGAAAAUUCAGCUCCACCACCACCUCUGGAUCCCAUUGCACUGCAUCGCAGUGCUUGAGGCGUCACUAAAGCCCUGGAUUCGAUCCCAGGCUGUGUCACAGCUGGCCGUGACCAGGAGACCCAUGAGGCGGCGCACAAUUGGCCCAGCGUCGUCCGGGUUAGGGGAAUAUUUGGCCGGCAGGGAUUUCCUUGUCCCAUCGCGCUCUAGCGACACAUUGGUGCGGCUGGCUUAUUUUCCAGUCCAUUAAAAUUUUGAGCUCGAGGUGAUUUAGUCCUUCAACCGCUAGAGAGUGUCCGAAGUUAGGGGGUGUUCGAUGUUGGGGGAAAAUUAGCUAGCAAGACAGCACAAACAGAUCUGGGACCAGGCUAACAUUGUGUCUUCUAAAGUGAUAGCUAGGCAUAAUUGCACCUCCUGUGUAAGACUUCCCAUUACAAUAACAAUAGCAACAACUGAAGCUCUUCAUCCCUUGUUACUCAAAUAAACCAUUUAAAACCUGUCAAAACAUCUAGAUAGCUAGCAAUUCUGGCCCUGAGAGGCACAGCAGCAGGUAUACACGGCAGAGUAGCUAUACUUUUCAAUUGAUUAAUUGUUAGACUUAUUUGAAUAAACAUUCGUUUAAAGGGGAUGUUUUGUGUACCAAUCAAUAUAUUCAUGUUGUAAUAGUACCCCACAUUCUGCAGUGUAAGCUGUAUUAGUGUGAAUGCAAUUUUCAUCAUGAGUCAUUGCUCAGGAAUGUCCGCCUGCUUUCCCACAGGGCCUGAUUAGAGAGCAGAGAGCUGAGGGUUUGAAUGAAACCACUCUACACACCCACACUCCCUCAACACUGAGGGAACUCCUCUCAUGUCUCACAUUAUCAUUAUCUCACAAUGAGCCCUCUCAAGGGGAAGGUAUACAUCACUGCAUUAAAAAAAUGAAACAAGCAUCCAUCACAAACAAUAUUCUGAUAAUAUUUGUUUUAUACUUAGGGGUUGUAGGUAAAUGCAUUAAAAUUACUGUGGAAGAGAUGCAUCAUUUAUAGAAUAGAUAUUCAUAGCUCCAGUGACAAUUUGACUCAACUUAGUACAUUGCAUUGCAUCAAUUACAUUAUUAUUACAUUAUUGAUGCUCCUGAGUAGAUAUAUUUACAGUUAACCAAUGACCACAUUUCCUCCCCAGGACUUUCAUUAUAUAUAGUGAAGUGGCGCCGGAGAAGAUGGCUGCCGUUUUACAGCCCUCUAACCAAUUGUACUAUUAUGUGUGUUUUUUCACGUUAUUUGUAAUUUAUUCUGUAUAUAAUGUUUCUACCACCGUCUCUUAUGACCAAAAAUAAAUUCUGGAUAUCAGGACAGCGAUUACUCACCUGGUAUUGGACGAAGAUUUUUUCUUCAACGAGCCGGACGCGAAGGAUGUCCUACAGACACCCGACAAGGCCCAAAUCCCUGUCAUUCGCAUGAGAAAGAGACAGAGAUAUCGUGGACGUAGGUCGGGUUCCUUGUAAGGAUCCAACGGCGAGCGAGUAAACUGCCUCUUCCAUCAUUCCUAUUAGCCAAUGUUCAAUCAUUUGAGAACAAAUUGGACGACCUAAGAUUACGGUUAUCCUACCAACGGGACAUUAAAAACUGUAAUAUCUUAUGUUUCACCGAGUCGUGGCUGAACGACGACAUGGACAACAUACAGCUGACGGGAUAUACGCUACAUCGGCAGGAUAGAACGGCUGAUUCCGGUAAGACAAGGGGUGGCGGUCAGUGUACAUUUGUAAAAAACAACAGCUGAUGCACAAAAUCUAAUACUAAGGAAGUCUCAAGGUUUUGCUCGCCUGAGGUAGAGUAUCUCAUGAUAAGCUGUAGACCACACUAUUUACCAAGAGACUUUUCAUCUAUAUUUUUCGUAGCUGUCUAACUACCACCACAAACCGAUACUGGCAUUAAGAUUGCACUCAAUUAGCUGUAUAAGGCCAUAACUAAACAGGAAAACGCUCAUCCAGAGGCAGCGCUCCUAGUGGCUGGGGACUUUAAUGCAGGGAAACUUAAAUCCGUUCGACCUAAUUUCUACCAGCAUGUUAAAUGUGCAACCAGAGGAAAAAAAAACUCUAGACCACCUUUACUCCACACACAGAGACGCAUACAAAGCUCUCCCUAGCCCUCCAUUUGGCAAAUCUGACCAUAACGCUAUCCUCCUGCAAAAACUAAUGCACGAAGCACCAGUGACUCUGUUAAUAAAAAAGUGGUCAGAUGAUGCAGAUGCUAAGCUACAGGACUGUUUUGCUAGCACAGACUGGAAUAUGUUCCGGGAUUCUUCAGAUAGCAUUGAGGAGUACAUCACAUCAGUCACUGGCUUCAUCAACAAGUGCAUUGAUGACGUCAUCCCCACAGUGACCGUACGUACAUACCCCAACCAGAAGCCAUGGAUUACAGGCAACAUACGCACUGAGCUAAAGGGUAGAGCUGUCGCUUUCAAGGAGCGGGACUCUAACCCGGACGCUUAUAAGAAAUCCCGCUAUGCCCUCAGACGAACCACCAAACAGGCAAAGAGUCAAUACCGGACUAAGAUUGAAUUGUAUUACACCGGCUCUGACACUCGUUGGAUGUGGCAGGGCUUGAAAAUUAUUACAGACUACAAAAAGGAAGCACAGCCGCAAGCUGCCCAGUGACACAUGCCUACCAGACGAGCUAAAUCACUUCUAAGCUCGCUUCGGGCAAGCAACACUGAAGCAUGCAUGAGAGCACCACCUGACUAUGUGAUCACGCUCUCCAUAGCCGAUGUCAGUAAGACUUUUAAGCAGGUCAACAUUCACAAGGCCGCAGGGCCAGACGGAUUACCAGGACGUGUACUCCGAGCAUGUGCUGACCAACUGGCAAGUGUCUUCACUGACAUUUUCAACAUGUCCCUGACUGAGUCUGUAAUACCAACAUGUUUCAAGCAGACCACCAUAGUCCCUGUGCCCAAGGACACUAAGAUAACCUGCCUAAAUGACUACCGACCCGUAGCACUCACGUCUGUAGCCAUGAAGUGCUUUGAAAGGUUGGUCAUGGCUCACAUCAACACCAUUAUCCCAGAAACCCUAGACCCACUCCAAUUUGCAUACCGCCCCAACAGAUCCACAGAUGAUGCAAUCUCUAUUGCACUCCACACUGCCCUUUCCCACCUGGACAAGAGGAACACCUACGUGAGAAUGCUGUUCAUUGACUCCAGCUCAGCGUUCAACACCAUAGUGCCCUCAAAGCUCAUCACUAAGCUAAGGAUCCUGGGACUAAACACCUCCCUCUGCAACUGGAUACUGGACUUCCUGACGGGCUGCCCCCAGGUGGUAAGGGUAGGCAACAACACAUCUGCCACGCUGAUCCUCAACACGGGGGCCCCUCAGGGGUGUGUGCUCAGUCCCCUCCUGUACUCCCUGUUCACCCAUGACUGCAUGGCCAGGCACGACUCCAACACCAUCAUUAAGUUUGCUGACAACACAACAGUGGUAGGCCUGAUCACCGACAACGAUGAGACAGCCUAUAGGGAGGAGGUCCAGGACCUGGCCGUGUGGUGCCAGGAUAACAACCUCUCCCUCAACGUGAUCAAGACAAAGGAGAUGAUUGUGGACUACAGGAAAAAAAAGAGGACUGAGCACGCCCCCAUUCUCAUCGACGGGGCUGUAGUGGAACUGGUUGAGAGCUUCAAGUUCCUUGGUGUGCAUAUCACCAAUGAACUAUCAUGGUCCAAACACACCAAGACAGUCGUGAAGAGGGCAUGACAAAGCCUAUUCCCCCUCAGGAGGCUGAAAAGAUUUGGCAUGGGUCCUCAGAAAGUUCUACAGCUGCACCAUCAAGAGCAUCCUGACUGGUUGCAUCACCGCCUGUUAUGGCAACUGCUCGGCCUCCGACCGCAAGGCACUACAGAGGGUAGUGCGUACAACCCAGUACAUCACUGGGGCCAAGCUUCCUGCCAUCCAGGACCUCUAUACCAGGCGGUGUCAGAGGAAGGCCCUCAAAAUUGUCAAAGACUCCAGCCACCCUAGUCAUAGACUGUUAUCUCUGCUACCACAUGGCAAGUGGUACCGGAGCACCAAGUCUAGGUCCAAAAGGCUUCUCAACAGCUUCUACCCCCAAGCCAUAAGACUCCUGAACAGCUAAUCAUUGCUACCCGGACUAUUUGCCACUGCCCUCCCACCACCAACCCCCCUUUUACGCUGCUGCUACUCUGUCUAUUAUUUAUGCAUAGUCACUUUAACUCUAGCCACAUGUACAUAUUACCUCAAUUACCUCGACUAGCCGGUGCCCCCGCACAUUGACUCUGCACCGGUACCCCCCUGCAUAUAGCCUCCCUACUGUUAUUUUAUUUUACUGCUGCUCUUUAGUUAUUAGCUUUUUUUUUUUUUUUUACUUAACACUUAAAAAAAAAAAAUCUAAAAAAAUGCAUUGUUGGUUAAGGGCUUGUAAGUAAGCAUUUCACUGUAAUGUCUACACCUGUUGUAUUCGACGCAUGUGGCAAAUAUAAUUUUAUUUUAUUUUAUUUUAUUCAACUUUAUUACAUCUGCAGUCAGAUAGAAAUGCUUAGCGUCUAGGUAGGUAUUGAGCUGCACCCCUUCUUUUGGUGAAUUUGUGUGUUUGAUGUCCAGAAUUGACAAUAUCACAUGUGCCAACUAAAUCAGUCUUUGUCCAGUUAAUUAAAAUCACCCUCCUUGCAUAGAUUAUACAUCGGGCUAUUUGUACUUUAAUUUCCAUUUGAUUGUGCUCAAUUGAUUGGGGAAAAUAAGUCCAUUUACAUUUGCAAAGACUUACUACAGGUAGACCGAGGCGAGGCUAUGUUUGGAUAAUACCCAUGCCUUUGAAUGUGCUAAACAGCGAUACUACAGCCUCAAUUCCAUGGAGAUGAGACCAUUGUGUUAUGCUGUUCAAUCAGGUUUAGCCUAUCUGCUCUUCUCCCUAACAUGGGUAGCAGUGGAGGCUGGUGGGAGGAGCUAUAGGAGGAUGGGAUCAUUGUAAUGGCUGGAAUGGAAUUUUGGAACGGUAUCAAACAGAUCAAACAUAUGGAAUCCAACUGCUCGACAUCCAACUGUAAGGCUCUACAGAGCGUAGUGAGUACAGCCUAGUACAUCACUGGGGCCGAGCUCCCUGCCAUCCAGGUCCUCCACACCAGGCGGUGUCGGAGGAAGGCCCUAAAAAUUGUCAAACUCCAGCCUCCCAAAUUAUAGACUGUUCUCUCUGCUACUGCACAGCAAGCGAUACCGGAGCGCCAAGUCUGGGACCAAAAGGCUCCUAAACAGCUUCUACCCCCAAGCCAUUAGACUGCUGAACAGUUAAUCAAAUGGCUACCUAGAGUAUUUACAUUGGGGGGUUCUAUGCACACACACUAGACUCUACCCACACACUCACAGAUACUACACUGACACUCCAACAUACACACACACACAUACACACACACAAAACACACACGAAUAUUGACGUCACACACACUCACACAUAGACACACUUUCACACUCUUUCACACUCUUCCCAUGUGCUGCUGCUACUGUUUAUGAUCUAUCCUGAUUGCCUACUCCCUUUUACCCCUACCUACAUGUACAUAUUACCUCAAUUACCUCAACUACAUCUUAAUCAUGCACAUUGACUCGGUCCCGGUACUCCUUGUACAGUACAUAGCCUCGUUAUUGUUAUUUUAUUGUGUUACUACUUUCCUUUUUUAUUUAGCAAAUUUUUUUUCUUACUUUUUAACUCUGCAUUGUUGGGAAAGGGCUUGUAAACUCCUUGAUUACACCUACAAAAUGGUACGCAGCAUCAUCUGGAUAUGUGCGCAACAAAAGUUCAACAUUCACCUUCUGCUACCAUUUCUGUCAUUUUUUAAUUUUUUUACUGUCAUGCCAUCUAUGCAUCAAUUUUGCAUCAAUUUUGCAUCAAUUUUGACACAUAUGUUCGAUAAAUCCAACAUAUGCACCACACAGAACGCACUGCAACUGCCUCUGCAAACGCAGAAUUCCAUUGGAAAUGAAUGUACUUCUGGUGUACCAAAAUGCAAUGACGCUGUCGGCGUAAGUAAGCAUUUCAGGGAAAGUCUACACCUGUUGUAUUCGGCGCAUUUGCCAAAUAAUAUUUUAUUUUAUUUUAUUCAUACUGUAUGUCCCAUAUUUUUCUUGAUAGUACAUUCAAAUAUUGUCUUUUGGCAUGAACUGAAUGGUUAAACAUAUUCAUGAGUUAUAAUUAAUUUGAAUUUUCAUUAUCUGUGCAUAUCUUCUUUCACAACUCAUCAGUGCUCCUUCAUAAUAGAAACACAAUGCUUUGUAUUGUAUCGUGAUAAUAAGCUUGUUAUAAUACUGUUGGAAGUGGAACAUUUGGGAUCUUCUUGUUCUCAUGUGUGUGAAGGUGGUUUUGUUCUUCAUUAUGGCUAUAAUUGGAUUAUGCUCUGCUCUGUGUGUGUGUUCGUGUGUGUGUGUUCUUGUGUUCGUGUGUGUGUGUGUGAGUGUGAGUGUGUGUGUGAGUGUGUGUGUGUGUGUGUGUGUGUGUGUGUGUGUGUGUGUGUGUGUGUGUGUGUGUGUGUGUGUGUGUGUGUGUGUGUGUGUGUGUGUGUGUGGGUGAGUGAGUGAGUGAGUGCGUGCGUGUCUGCAUACGUGCAUGUGGAAGUGAGCGUGGCUUGUCCUUUCCACCUGGAACCUAAGCAUAUGCAGCUGACGAACGGAGGGUCUGCACAGACUGGAGAGAGCUGGAGAGAUCUACUGGCUGAAGGUAAAGUAUAUUACUUUAUACAUCAUAAUACUAUAUUUAAUAAUUCUAUAACGUUCAAAUAAGUAGCAUAAGCAAAGGUUGUCUUGUAAUUUUUGCUAUUUUGCUACAAUAGGAAACACUUGCAUGCUUUCUGCAUUUUAUAUUGUCAUUUGUUUGAAUAGUUUUUAGCAAUAGUGGUAGUUCCAGUAACAAUAGUGCUAGUUGCAGUUACGUUCAAAUAUACUGUAAUAUUACAGUCGAUGUCUGUGCGUUUCUGGUAAUUACCUUUCAUAUUAAUUUGGUAAUGUUGCAGUGGCCUUUUACAAUCACUGGCAUUAUUUUCAUGCAUCUAUGUAUGUUUUCAAUAUUACACAUAAAUAAUGUAUUUUCAAAAACAAAUUGAUAGCAUUUUGAUGCUUUGGGAGCCUGUCUCAUUGGAGUAUGAUUGUUCUUUUACAUAAAAAUACUGCUGACAAAUAAUGCAUGUCUAUAAGGCAAAACAUCUGAAACCAAAAACAAAGAAAAUCUUAGGGGAAAGAGAGACAGAGCAUAUAAGUGCUUGCGUGAGAGAUUAAAUCAAAUCUUAAUGACUUGCUAAACUGCUUGCUAGGUAAAUGGUCUGUUGUGAGGCCAAAGCAAACACACACCCCCAGGCUCUCAUCAGAUAGCUGUGUGUUAGCAUACCUACUGCUGGCUCUGCUUCCCAUGCCAGAUGAGUCAGGCUCGUAAGUGCCCAUUUAUAUGCCCACUAGCAAGCACUUCCACCACCAGCCAGGGUCCAUGGCCAUGGGACCGCUUUCACUAUCACAGUGCUUAACCCAUUACAGUCUAAGCCCUGUCUAGGCCGGGGGAGCUAUAUGGAAUUGUUUUAAGAAGGUCAUACCAAGGAUCAUUUUGCUAUUUUAUUUUGGGGAAAAAAAUCUAAGGGAAGUUUGUUCUGAAGUGUCUGUCCUAUAUAUGAGAAAUAUAAGAAAGAUCAGAAAACGUUUGUUAUCUUUUUGGACAUGUAUUUAACCCCUUAUUUAUGGCACUAAACAGUCUAAGCCGGGGGAUGGGUUCUACUAUAUGGAAUUGUUUUAAGAAUGUCAUACCAAGGAUCAUUUUGCUAUUUGAUUUUGAAUUUUAAGCCCCUUGAAAUAUCAAAAAUAUAUCUAAAACAUAAAUUUUUGGGGGGGCCUUACUGCUAUUAGCCCAUACAAACGCAUUGAAUAACAGAUUCACUACAUGGAACAACAGAUAGUCCCCCCAAAAAAAAUCUAAAGGAAGUUUGUUCUGAAGUGUCUGUCCUAUAUUUGAGAGGUAUAAGAAAGAUCAGGAAACAUGUAUUUAACCCCGUAUUUUUGGCACUAAACAGUCUCCAUACAGUAUAUGAUGUCCUUCCAUUCAUUUUUUCAACUGGUACCGGGGGACCUUCAGACGAGUAUUGUGAGGCCUGUGGGCAUUCUAGAGCAAAACAACUGACAUGUAGGUGUAGCCCAAACUGUUCGGACGCUACAGACAGAAGUUGGCAGAUUGGCUGUACUGACUUCAGACUGGUCCCAAAACGCUGUUCGUGAGAGUCUCAUCUUUCCAUAGAGGAGUCAUAAUAUACUGAACAAAAAUAUAAACGCAACAUAUAAAGUGUUGGUCCCAUGCUGAAAUAAAAGAUCCCAGAAAUUUUCCAUACGCACAAAAAGCGUAUUUCUCUCAAAUGUUGUGCACAAAUUUGUUUACAUCCCUGUUAUGAGCAUUUCUCCUUUGUCAAGAUAAUCCAUCCACCUGACAUGUGUGGCAUAUCAAGAAGCUGAUUAAACAGUAUGAUCAUUAUACAGAUGCACCUUGUGCUGUUGACAAUAAAAGGCCACUCUAAAAUGUGCAGUUUUGUCACACAACACAAUACCACAGAUGUAUUAAGUUUUGCGGAAGAGUGCAAUUGGCAUGCAGGAAUGUCCACCAGAGCUGUUGUCAGAUAGUUAAAUGUACAUUUCUUUACCAUAAGCCGCCUCCAACGUCGAUUUUAGAGAAUUUGUCAGUACGUCCAAUUGGCCUUACAACCGCAGACCACGUGUAACCAUGCCAAUCCAGGACCUCCACAUCCGGCUUAUUCACUUGCGGGAUUGUCUGAAACCAGCUACCCGGACAGCUGAUGAAACUGGGUUUGCACAACCGAAGAAUUUCUGCACAAACUGUCAGAAACCAUCUCAGGAAAGCUUAUCUGUGUGCUCGUCGUUCUCACCAGGGUCUUGACCUGACUGCAGUUCGGCGUUGUAACCAACUUCAUGGGGCAAAUGCUCACCUUCGAUGGCCACUGACACGCUGGAGAAGUGUGCUAUUCAUGGAUGAAUACCGGCUUCAACUGUAGCGGGUAGAUGGCAGACAGUGUGUAUGGCGUCGUGUGGGCGAGCGGUUUGCUGAUGUCAACGUUGUGAACAGAGUGCCCCAUGGUGAUGGUGGGGUUAUGGUAUGGGCAGGUAUAAACUACGGACAACGAACACAAUUGCAUUUUAUCAAUGGCAAUUUGAAUGCACAGAGAUACCGUGACGAGAUCCUGAGGCCCAUUGUCGUGCCAUUCAUCCGCCGCCAUCACGUCAUGUUUCAGCAUAAUAAUGCACGGCCCCAUGUCCCAAGGAUCUGUACACAAUUCCUGGAAGCUGAAAAUGUCCCAGUUAUUCCAUGGCCUGCAUACUCACCAGACAUGUCACCCCUUGAGCAUGUUUGGGAUGCUCUGGAUCCACGUGUACGACAGCAUGUUCCAGUUCCAGCCAAUAUCCAGCAACUUCGCACAGCCAUUGAAGAGGAGUGGGACAACAUUCCAUAGGCCACAAUCAACAGCCUGAUUACCUCUAUGCGAAGGAGAUGUGUCGUGCUGCAUGAGGCAAAUGGUGGUCACACCAGAAACUGACUGGUUUUCUGAUCCACGGUCCUACUUUUUUUUUUUAAGGUAUCUGUGACCAACAGAUGCAUAUUUGUAUUCCCAGUCAUGUGAAAUCCAUAGAUUAGGGCCAAAUGAAUUUACUUCAGUUGACUGAUUUCCUUAUAUGAACUGUAACUCAGUAAAAUCUUUGAAGUUCUUGCUUGUUGCGUUUAUAUUUUUGUUCAGUGUAGUUUGUAGGCCAAACCGUUUGGAUGCUACAGACAAUACAAGACUGAUUUUUGGGACAUUUCAUGGUCUGACAAACACUGCUCUAACUCUGUCACCUUUCACCGCAGAUUAACAGUUUAAACUGAUUUUUAUGUUUUUUUAUUUAUAAUGCUAAUUAGAUUUCCGCUGGGGCGCGGACAUCGACUCUAGGGGGUAAUCUGUGUCCACACUGCCUGCACUAAUACACUUCAAUUAGUGUCAAAUUGUCAGGCAUCUACUUCAAAUAUUUAUGUUGAAUGGAAAUUGAAAUGUGUGCUUUGUUUCGUUUGGUGCUGUAUGUUUCCAUACUAUUAAAAUCAAAGUUUAUUGGUCACGUACACACAUUUGCAGAUGUUAUCCCAGGUGCAGCGAACAUAGUUACGAUUUUCAGCCUGACUUUUUCAUGUGAAUUUUGUUGUUUCGUGUUCUGCCGAUCUGCUUUUGUUUUUUUUGCACCUUCCUUGUGGAAUGAUCUCCAAGGCUCUCUAAAGUUGGAUGAAUCGGUGGGUAGGUUACGCUUACCAACACUCCCCCUCUUCAGUCCUGUAAUGUUCACAUGCGUGAAACACACGCCUUUACCAGCACAAACUGUCACAUCACAUAGUCCUUCUAUCCUUACAUGGCCAUGUUGGGCUGAGCAUGAGCAUGAAAGCCCAUAUGAUCAGACAAGCAGCUUUCUUCCAGGGGGGCUAAUGAUAACUGAUCUUCACAGUACAAAGCUCCGCAGGCCUUUUCAUGUCACCUUCAUUGAGUGGAGGGGCUGCUGCUGCUGAGCUGGAGGAUAAAGUGGCUGGCCCAUUGAAGAGAGUAAAGAGGCCAGUAACAGACAAUGCUCCACUGCCAUCGCGGUGCCACUGAAACACACAACCAAAAUAGGAAUUAUAGAGAGAGAGAGAGAGAGUGAGAGAGAGAGAGGUGCUAAGUGAGCUCUUUCAUAUAUUACAUAGAGCAUUGAGAAAAUGCAUACACAGAUGCAUGUGUACAAAAGAACUGCAGCAGUGUAACAAGAUUGGCAACCCCUUUGGAUGCAAAAUAUUAUUAGUUACACAGUAUAAUAAAUCAACAAUGAGAUGAAUAAUUGCAAACAACACAGGGAAAAUUUGAAAUAAACCAGGCCAGGCCCCUGAUUGAACUGGUCAAACAAUAAUCUCUGAUUCACCUCAUAAAAUGAAAAUGAUAUAUGAUUGGCACAAUAUUUUUCAGGACACGCACACUGCUGGUGCAAUGGACGAGCCUCUCUGGACCUCAGUGUCAGGUGGAGCCCUGCAGUAGGAUGCUGGAGUCUAUGUUUGUCUGGGGUUCCCCUCCUGUGACCUCUCACCUUUGGCUGCUCAUUCUGUCCUGCUCUCUUCAUGGUCAACCAGCCCUGUCUGACCUGGGUGAGUGAGAGGCAAACUGAAUACAGAGUGCACAGUAUCUAUGCUCUCGCUUUUGUUUCUGUUAUUGCAGUUUAAUGUUAAAGAGUGGAGCCAAAUGUGGUCAGGAACUUGGUGUUGCCUAAUGAUUGCAUGCAUAAUUAAUACAUAGACUGGUUGCUGCACAAUGAUUGCAUAAUACUGGUGAGUUAAUUUUUCUCUGUCAUUUAAUUAAUGACAUUUAUAGAACAAUGUUUUCAUUAGAGAUAGGUCCGCCCUUUAUGACCUGCAACACUAAUACUACGAGUUCAUUAUGUAUCAAUGAAAUACUGAUAACUAUCAUGAUUUCUGCAAUGAUCAAGACCAGUUUUUCUAAAUAGUUCCCAUGCUAAUUUCCAGACCCCAUGUAUAAUGUGACAAAAGGCUUUAAAAAAUCUGCUUCAGCUUCAUCUGUCUCCUAGCAACAUGCAGCUUCACACCACACCGUAAUCUGUGAUUUCUCCCAGUCCUCAGAUAGAUUGGGUGUUUGGGAACAUAUUCAAUCAUUAGAUCUUUUGUAAAUUCAUAUAUUAAUGUUAUUGAAUCCUCUUAUGUUUUUUAUUUUAUUCUUUAGAGUAAUAACUCAAAACAAUACUCACUUUUGCUGGCUACUUCACUGUCAAUUAUUGCAUCUAACAUUCAUGUUUUGAAGUAAAGUAUUCGUAUUACUAUACAUACAGUGGGGAAAAAAAGUAUUUAGUCAGCCACCAAUUGUGCAAGUUCUCCCACUUAAAAAGAUGAGAGAGGCCUGUCAUUUUCAUCAUAUGUACACGUCAACCAUGACAGACAAAUAGAGAUUUUUUUUCUCCAGAAAAUCACAUUGUAGGAUUUUUAAUGAAUUUAUUUGCAAAUUAUGGUGGAAAAUAAGUAUUUGGUCACCUACAAACAAGCAAGAUUUCUGGCUCUCACAGACCUGUAACUUCUUCUUUAAGAGGCUCCUCUGUCCUCCACUCGUUACCUGUAUUAAUAGCACCUGUUUGAACUUGUUAUCAGUAUAAAAGACACCUGUCCACAACCUCAAACAGUCACACUCCAAACUCCACUAUGGCCAAGACCAAAGAGCUGUCAAAGGACACCAGAAACAAAAUUGUAGACCUGCACCAGGCUGGGAAGACUGAAUCUGCAAUAGGUAAGCAGCUUGGUUUGAAGAAAUCAACUGUGGGAGCAAUUAUUAGGAAAUGGAAGACAUACAAGACCACUGAUAAUCUCCCUCGAUCUGGGGCUCCACGCAAGCUCUCACCCCGUGGGGUCAAAAUGAUCACAAGAACGGUGAGCAAAAAUCCCAGAACCACACGGGGGGACCUAGUGAAUGACCUGCAGAGAGCUGGGACCAAAGUAACAAAGCCUACCAUCAGUAACACACUACGCCGCCAGGGACUCAAAUCCUGCAGUGCCAGACGUGUCCCCCUGCUUAAGCCAGCACAUGUCCAGGCCCGUCUGAAGUUUGCUAGAGUGCAUUUGGAUGAUCCAGAAGAGGAUUGGGAGAAUGUCAUAUGGUCAGAUGAAACCAAAAUAGAACUUUUUGGUAAAAACUCAACUCGUCGUGUUUGGAGGACAAAGAAUGCUGAGUUGCAUCCAAAGAACACCAUACCUACUGUGAAGCAUGGGGGUGGAAACAUCAUGCUUUGGGGCUAUUUUUCUGCAAAGGGACCAGGACGACUGAUCCGUGUAAAGGAAAGAAUGAAUGGGGCCAUGUAUCGUGAGAUUUUGAGUGAAAACCUCCUUCCAUCAGCAAGGGCAUUGAAGAUGAAACGUGGCUGGGUCUUUCAGCAUGACAAUGAUCCCAAACACACCGCCCGGGCAACGAAGGAGUGGCUUCGUAAGAAGCAUUUCAAGGUCCUGGAGUGGCCUAGCCAGUCUCCAGAUCUCAACCCCAUAGAAAAUCUUUGGAGGGAGUUGAAAGUCUGUGUUGCCUAGCGACAGCCCCAAAACAUCCCUGCUCUAGAGGAGAUCUGCAUGGAGGAAUGGGCCAAAAUACCAGCAACAGUGUGUGAAAACCUUGUGAAGACUUACAGAAAACGUUUGACCUGUGUCAUUGCCAACAAAGGGUAUAUAACAAAGUAUUGAGAAACUUUUGUUAUUGACCAAAUACUUAUUUUCCACCAUAAUUUGCAAAUACAUUCAUUAAAAAUCUUACAAUGUGAUUUUCUUGAUUUGUUUUUCUCAUUUUGUCUGUCAUAGUUGACGUGUACCUAUGAUGAAAAUUACAGGCCUCUCUCAUCUUUUUAAGUGGGAGAACUUGCACAAUUGGUGGCUGACUAAAUACUUUUUUUCUCCACUGUAACUCGCAAUGUGGGUGCCUAACUGGUGCACUGACCAUCGCUGUAUCCCUUCCCACGACAAGUUACUGACAAGCAGACUGACUGGGUCUCAUGUGUUACUUAACAUAGCCUAUAGGAUCAACCCUUAAUAGGGAAGUCUCAGAAUACAGUUUGUCAAUUUUCUGCCUGUUCUCUCUCUCCGGUUUGUAUCUCACACUUUUGUCUGUGGUCAGUGUUCUCCACCCGUCCAGAGGAUGGUGUUGGUGUACUGGGUGCUCCUCUCACACUGUACUGUGCAGUGUAUGACUCCAGCAGCCAGGGGGAACUGUCUGUUAUAUGGGAGAGGGCCAGUGGAGAGCCAACAGCACUGAGUCCAGGGCCUGGCAGAGGGAUCCACCAAUCGGUCAACGGAUCUCUGUUCUUCCCCCAGCUGAGAGAGGGGGACCUGGGGAGAUAUGUCUGUAGUGCAGGCAUUGGAGCCAAACACAUCAUGACUGUUGUCCAAGUGAUGGAAGCUGGUUAGUUGGCCUUCUCAGCUCUUCUAUAUGCCUCUGCUGAAAUAAUAAAAUACAUUAGCUUUAAUACACAUAUCAUCUGGCUUUUUUGUGAAAUCUGUCUCGGAAAUGAGAAAACCAUAGAUACAUUUUAUCCUUUGUUUGAUACUCUGUGUGUUUGUGUGUAGACCUGGAGGGGGUCUUCUUCAGUCCUCAGUCUCAGACAGUCAGUGAGGGUCGGGCAGUGUUCCUCCAGUGUGUCUCAGGGGACAGCUCACCCCCUGCACACAUCACCUGGCUCAAAGACAACACACUCUUUACCAAAGGCGCUCAGAUUCAGGUAUCAAAUGCAUUAGUCUGUGCAUGUACUGUAUGGAUUUGAUUGCAUGUCUUUUUUGUGUCUUUGUGUAUAUACAUUUGAUUGUGUGUGGCUAUGUACAGUGGGGAGAACAAGUAUUUGAUACACUGCCGAUUUUGCAGGUUUUCCUACUUACAAAGCAUGUAGAGGUCUGUAAUUUUUAUCAUAGGUACACUUCAACUGUGAGAGACGGAAUCUAAAACAAAAAUCCAGAAAAUCACAUUGUAUGAUUUUUAAGUAAUUGAUUUGCAUUUUAUUGCAUGACAUAAGUAUUUGAUACAUCAGAAAAGCAGAACUUAAUAUUUGGUACAGAAACCUUUGAUUGCAAUUACAGAGAGCAUACGUUUCCUGUAGGUCUUGACCAGGUUUGCACACACUGCAGCAGGGAUUUUGGCCCACUCCUCCAUACAGACCUUCUCCAGAUCCUUCAGGUUUCGGGGCUGUCGCUGGGCAAUACAGACUUUCAGCUCCCUCCAAAGAUUUUCUAUUGGGUUCAGGUCUGGAGACUGGCUAGGCCACUCCAAGACCUUGAGAUGAUUCUUACGGAGCCACUCCUUAGUUGCCCUGGCUGUGUGUUUCGGGUCGUUGUCAUGCUGGAAGACCCAGCCACGACGCAUCUUCAAUGCUCUUACUGAGGGAAGGAGGUUGUUGGCCAAGAUCUCGGGAUACAUGGCCCCAUCCAUCCUCCCCUCAAUACGGUGCAGUCGUCCUGUCCCCUUUGCAGAAAAGCAUCCCCAAAGAAUGAUGCUUCACGGUUGGGAUGGUGUUCUUGGGGUUGUACUCAUCCUUCUUCUUCCUCCAAACACGGUGAGUGGGGUUUAGACCAAAAAGCUCUAUUUUUGUCUUAUCUGACCACAUGACCUUCUCCCAUUCCUCCUCUGGAUCAUCCAGAUGGUCAUUGGCAAACUUCAGACGGGCCUGGACAUGCGCUGCCUUGAGCAGGGGGACCUUGCGUGCGCUGCAGGAUUUUAAUCCAUGACGGCGUAGUGUGUUACUAAUGGUUUUCUUUGAGACUGUGGUCCCAGCUCUCUUCAGGUCAUUGACCAGGUCCUGCCGUGUAGUUCUGGGCUGAUCCCUCACCUUCCUCAUGAUCAUUGAUGCCCCACGAGGUGAGAUCUUGCAUGGAGCCCCAGACCGAGGGUGAUUGACCGUCAUCUUGAACUUCUUCCAUUUUCUAAUAAUUGCGCCAACAGUUGUUGCCUUCUCACCAAGCUGCUUGCCUAUUGUCCUGUAGCCCAUCCCAUCCCUGAUGUCCUUACACAGCUCUCUGGUCUUGGCCAUUGUGGAGAGGUUGGAGUCUGUUUGAUUGAGUGUGUGGACAGGUGUCUUUUAUACAAGUAACGAGUUCAAACAGGUGCAGUUAAUACAGGUAAUGAGUGGAGAACAGGAGGGCUUCUUAAUGAAAAACUAACAGGUCUGUGAGAGCUGGAAUUCUUACUGGUUGGUAGGUGAUCAAAUACUUAUGUCAUGCAAUAAAAUGCAAAUUAAUUACUUAAAAAUCAUACAAUGUGAUUUUCAGGAUUUUUGUUUUAGAUUCCGUCUCUCACAGUUGAAGUGUACCUAUGAUAAAAAUUACAGACCUCUAUAUGCUUUGUUAGUAGGAAAACCUGCAAAAUCGGCAGUGUAUCAAAUACUUGUUCUCCCCACUGUAAGUCUAUAUACAAACUGUGUUUCUCCAGGGUCAAUAUGGAGGGGGUAACCAAAGGAAGACCUCAGGCACUCUUCACCUCUCUAACAUCUCAAUAGAGGACGACGGGGAAUACGUCUGUGUCACACACAACCCCUUACUGAACACCAGCCGGGAAAGCAAGGCAGCUACACUCACAGUACAAGGUGACACCAUGCACAGCCUCUCCCCUACUCCAUAUCCCUUCUGUCUGCCCUGUCCUUUCCUCUUAGAACAGCAUGGAUGAUGGAACUAGUGUUGGUGUCAGUCUGUUUCUGUUUUUGCCAACUCCUGUAUCAAUGCAGUGGUGAAAACAGUACCCAAUUGUCAAACUAUGAAGGUAAAGAUACCCUAACAGAAAAUGACUCAAGUAAAAGUGAAAGUCACCCAGUAAAAUACUACUUGAGUAAAAGUCUAAAAGUAUUUGAUUUUAAAUAUACCUAAGUAUUAAAAGUACAUCUAAUUGCUAAAAUAUACUUAAUUAUCAAAAGUAAAAGUAUAAAUAAUUUAUAAUUCCUUAUAUUAAGCAAACCAGAUGGCACCAUUUUCUUGUUUUUAUUUAUUUAUGGAUAGCCAGGGGCACACUCCAACACUCUGACAUAAUUUACAAACAAAGCAUGUGUGUUUAGUGAGUCAGCCAGAGCGGAGGCAGUAGGGAUGCCGAGCGAUAUUCUCUUGAUAAGUGUGUGAAUUGGACCAUUUUCCUGUCCUGCUAAGCAUUCAAAAUGUAAUGAGUAAUUUUGGGUGUCAGGGAAAAUGUAUGGAGUAAAAAGUACAUUAUUUUCUUUAGGAAUGUAGUGAAAGUUGUCAAAAAUAUAAAUAAUAAUUUUACAGUGCCUUGCAAAAGUAUUAAUCUCCCUUGGAGUUUUUCCUAUUUUGUUGCAUUACAACCUGUAAAUUGAAUGGAUUUUUAUUUGGAUUUCAUGUAAUAGACAUACACAAAAUAGUCCAAAUUGGUGAAGUGAAAUGAAAAAAAUAACUUCUUUCAAAAAUGUCUAAAACAUUAAUAACGGAAAAGUGGUGCGUGCAAGUCGGAAGUUUACAUACACCUUAGCAAAAUACAUUUAAACUCUGUUUUUCACAAUUUCUGACAUUUAAUCCUAGUAAAAAUUCCCAGUCUUAGGUCAGUUAGGAUCACCACUUUAUUUUAAGAAUGUGAAAUGUCAGAAUAAUUGUAGAGAGAAUGAUUUAUUUCAGAUUUGAUUUCUUUCAUCACAUUCCCAGUGGGUCAGAAGUUUACAUACACUCAAUUAGUAUUUGGUAGCAUUGCCAUUAAAUUGUUUAACUUGGGUCAAACGUUUCGAGAAGCCUUCCACAAGCUUCCCAGAAUAAGUUGGGUGAAUUAUGGCCCAUUCCUCCUGACAGAGCUGGUGUAACUGAGUCAGGUUUGUAGGGCUCCUUGCUCGCACACGCUUUUUCAGUUCUGCCCACACAUUUUCUAUACGAUUGAGGUCAGGGCUUUGUGAUGGCCACUCCGAUACCUUGACUUUGUUGUCCUUAAGCCAUUUUGGCACAACUUUGGAAGUAUGCUUGGGGUCAUUGUCCAUUUGGAAGACCCAUUUGCGACCAAGCUUUAACUUCCUGACUGAUGUCUUGAGAUGUUGCUUCAAUAUAUCCACAUAAUUUUCCUUCCUCAUGAUGCCAUCUAUUUUGUGAAGUGCACCAGUCCCUCCUGCAGCAAAGCACCCCCACAGCAUGAUACUGCCACCCCCGUGCUUCACGGUUGGGAUGGUGUUCUUCGGCUUGCAAGCGCCCCCGUUUUUCCUCCAAACAUAACGAUGGUCAUGAUGGCCAAACAUUUCUCCAAAAAGUACCAUCUUUGUCCCCAUGUGCAGUUGCAAACUGUAGUCUGGCUUUCUUAUGGCGGUUUUGGAGCAGUGGCUUCUUCCUUGCUGAGCGGCCUUUCAUGUUAUGUCGAUAUAGGACUCAUUUUACUGUGGAUAUAGAUACUUUUGUACCUGUUUCCUCCAGGUACAAAAGUAUCUAUAUCCACAGGUCCUUUACUGUUGUUCUGGGAUUGAUUUGCACUUUUCGCACCAAAGUACGUUCAUCUCUAGGAGACAGAAUGCGUCUCCUUCCUGAGCGGUAUGACGGCUGCGUGGUCCAAUGGUGUUUAUACUUGCGUACUAUUGUUUGUACAGAUGAACGCAGUACCUUCAGGUGUUUGGAAAUUGCUCCCAAGGAUGAACCAGACUUGUGGAGGUCUACAAAUUUUUUUCUGAGGUCUUGGCUGAUUUCUUUUGAUUUUCCCAUGAUGUCAAGCAAAGAGGCACUGAGUUUGAAGGUAGGCCUUGAAAUACAUCCACAGGUACACCUCCAAUUGACUCAAAUGAUGUCAAUUAGCCUAUCAGAAGCUUCUAAAGCCAUGACAUCAUUUUCUGGAAUUUUCCAAGCUGUUUAAAGGCACAGUCAACUUAGUGUAUGUAAACUUCUGACCCACUGGAAUUGUGAUACAGUGAAUUAUAAGUGAAUUAAUCUGCCUGUAAACAAUUGUUGGAAAAAUUACUUGUGUCAUGCAUAAAGUAGAUGUCCUAACCGACUUGCCAAAACUAUAGUUUGUUAACAAGAAAUUUGUGGAGUGGUUGAAAAACGAGUUUUAAUGACUCCAACCUAAGUGUAUGUAAACUUCCGACUUCAACUGUAUGUAUUCACCCCCUUUGCUAUGAAGCCCCUAAAUAAGAUCUGGUGCAACCAAUUACCUUCAGAAGUCACAUAAUUAGUUAAAUAAAGUCCACCUGUGUGCAAUCUAAGUGUCACAUGAUCUGUCACAUGAUCUCAGUGUAUAUAUACACCUGUUCUGAUAGGCCCCAGAGUCUGCAACACCACUAAGUAAGGGGCACCACCAAGCAAGCGGCACCAUGAAGACCAAGGCGCUCUCCAAACAGGUCAGGGACAAAGUUGUGGAGAAGUACAGAUCAGGGUUGGGUUAUUAAAAAAUAUCCACAACUUUGAACAUCCCACGGAGCACCAUUAAAUCCAUUAUUAAAAAUGGAAAGAAUAUGGCACCACAACAAACCUGCCAAGAGAGGGCCGCCCACCUAAACUCACAGACCAGGCAAGGAGGGCAUUAAUCAGAGAGGCAACAAAGAGACCAAAGAUAACCCUGAAGGAGCUGCAAAGCUCCACAGCGGAGAUUGGAGUAUCUGUCCAUAGGACCACUUUAAGCCGUACACUCCAUACGGAAGAGUGGCCAGAAAAAAAGCCAUUGCUUAAAGAAAGAAAUAAGCAAACACGUUUGGUGUUCGCCAAAAGCCAUGUGGGAGACUCCCCAAACAUAUGGAAGAAGGUACUCUGGUCAGAUGAGACUAUCAUUUUUUUCAUCAAGGAAAACGCUAUGUCUGGCGCAAACCCAACAUCUCUCAUCACCCAGAGAACACCAUCCCAACAGUGAAGCAUGGUGGUGGCAGCAUCAUGCUGUGGGGAUGUUUUUCAUUGGCAGGGACUGGGAAACUGGUCAGAAUUGAAGGAAUGAUGGAUGGCGCUAAAUACAGGGAAAUUCUUGAGGGAAUCCUGUUUCAGUCUUCCAGAGAUUUGAGACUGGGACAGAGGUUCACCUUCCAGCAGGACAAUGACCCUAAGCAUACUGCUAAAGCAACACUCAAGUGGUUUAAGGGGAAACAUUUAAAUGUCUUGGAAUGGCCUAGUCAAAGCCCAGACCUCAAUUCAAUUGAGAAUCUGUGUGACUUAAAGAUUGUGUACACAGCCAACCCUUGUUUGUUGAAGAUGGCAAAAUCUAGUGGCAGUGCCAAGCUUAAGAGACAUAAGAGAUUACAGCUUAAUUGCAAAGGUCUGGCUCUACAAAGUUGCUUGGGGCGUGAAUAGUUAUGCACACUUGUUUUCUGUUUUUUUGUCUUAUUUCUGGUUUGUUUCACCAAAAAUAUUUUGCAUCUUCAAGUGGAGAUUGUUGUGUAAAUCAAAUGGUGAUACAAACCCCAACAAUCUAUUUUAAUUCCAGGUUGUAAGGCAACAAAAUAGGAAAAAUGCCAAGGAAGGUGAAUACUUUCACAAGCCACUGUAGGAAAGAAAGCCACUGUAUAGUAUUGAGGCACCCCCCCAUGUUUUUCUGUUACUCUGCAGGAGUCCCUAAAAGGCUGCAGAUCACUCAGGGCCCUGACAACAUCACAGUUGCCAUAGAGACGGAGGCUUCCAUGCACUGUGCUGUCCAAGGCUUCCCAGCUCCCACAGUGCAAUGGUUCAAAGACAGCCAUCUCCUUGUGAACAACUCUGGCUUGAGUCUGCAGAACAAGGGGCAGCUGCUUGUUUUCAAGUGAAAUCUUGAGGAUAUUAUGACAUUAUAAAAGUUGUUUAUCUUUAAAUCAAAUGUAAAAAGCAAGCAGAGAUAACAAAAGUGAUAUUAAUGUGUGUGCUGUGCCCUUCAUCCCCAGGAACGUGUCUGAGGAUGAUGAGGGUUCCUACCACUGUGAGGCCAGGAACAAGAGGGAGACAGUCAGGUCUCAGACUGCCUUUCUCCUUCCAGCAGGUACUGUAUACCAUGCUCUGGUUGUUAUCAAUCAAACCCAAAUAUCAUAACUAUACUAGCACCUUUACUGACAUACAGUCCCUCCCUCCCUCUCCACAGUGAUGGGGUGGACCUUUGUCCAGCAGCCUACCAACCAGGCUGUGAGGAUGGGGGAGUCUGUUACUCUGAUCUGCAGACCCCCGUACAGCAGGCCUCCAACAACAGUGUCCUGGUUCAAAAACAACCGCCUCCUCACUCCCAAGACACACUUCACUGUCAAGCCUAGUGGAGACCUCAUCUUCCACAGGUGUGUGUGUGUGUGUGUGUGUGUGUGUGUGUGUGUGUGUGUGUGUGUGUGUGUGUGUGUGUGUGCACGCGCGCAUGCAUGUGUAUGUACAGUAUGUGUGUGUAUGACUAGAUUAUUGUUCUGUAUGAUGGUAGUCCUCCAGUCAUACUGUACAAGCCAGUGUCAAGCUGUAUUUAACUGCUUGUUUCUCCAGUGUCUAUGACACAGACAGUGGAGUCUACUUUUGUAGAGCAUCCAACGUCCACCUGUACAGAUCUGUGACCUCCAGAACAGCCAGACUGACCAUUAUGGGUAGGUACUGUAUGACAUCACACAGUAUGUAGGCUUAUUAUUGUCUAGCCAUGUGUCGGUAUAUGAGAUAUUCAGGAUGAUACUUGAUACAGCAUGUUUAUAUUCAUACAAAUACACUCACAAUCAUAAUCAAAGACACAGUUAAAUGUCUGAGAUAUACUUCCUUAGGUACAGAAGUAACAAGCUCACCAGCCUACUCUUCCUCCUCCCCCUGACCACCUUCCUGCCCUGCCAGCAUCUCCCUCUGUGAGGCUGUGGCCCCCAGUGGUGACGGUCCCUGUAGGGGCCCAGGUGGUGUUCCAGUGCCAGGUCUGGGGACAGCCCCUCCCCUCCAUCGUCUGGUCAAAACAGGGACGCUCCAUGCAGACUGGUGGCAAGAUCACUGUGGGGUACGUUCAGUGUAUUUGAGGUGGUUGAGUGGGCGAACACAGUCUUGUGUUACUGAUCACUAGAGGAAGUAUUUGGCGUCACCAACCAAUCUAUCAGGAACCUUUAGCUUGGAGAUCACUAACCUUCUUGUGGUAAUGAAUACCAGCUUCUCUGUUCUCAGCGUGAGAAACACUACCCUCUACAUCCUGUCUGUCAGGAGCUAUGAUGAGGGCACUUACACCUGUGAAGCCUCCAACACUGUGGGGCAUGACCGGAGAACAGCUACUUUACGUGUCGCUGGUAACUUACCUCACCCAGUACAGUACACACAUUCUGUUUGAUGUUAUACUAUAGAACUGUGUGUAUAAUGCAUGUCUGGAUGCCUUAAUAGAGCUGAGUACUGUUGAUCAUGCUACAUAUCUUGGCCUAUGUCCUAUGUAUGGACAACAAAGUUAACUUCAUCACAUUAGCUGGAAGUGAAGCUCAGGCGUGUGAUUAAGGUGCUUACUACCUGAAUGUAUUGAGACAAUGAUAUGAUCAUCUGAUGUGGUGCUCUCUCGCUCUCCCUCUCUCUCUGGCUCAGUAAGCCCCAUCAUAGUGUCCUUCGUGGGGGCAGUGAGCAGCUCAGAGGGGUCCUCUGUGGUCCUGCCGUGCAGGGCAGUGGGGGACCUCCCCAUCAGGUACACCUGGACCAGAGGACACUCCAUCACCCCAACCCUGGAGAGGCAUGUAGAUGGUGAGCCAGUCACAUAAAAAAAAUAAAACGUAUACCUGCCAAGAAAGAAACCCUACCACAUUCCCUUAUAAUGGCAUAGUCCCUUCUACUUUAGUGUUUGCAGAUCUGAAGAGAUGAGAUUGGUGUAAGGUUGGUGGUAAGGAGCGGUUUGGUGAAUGUGUGACUGUGCCUUCAUGUGUGUGCAGAUGAGGGGGCUCUGCAUAUCUCCAGUGUUCAGGUGUCUGAUGCAGGGGACUACCACUGUACCGCUGAGAACAGAGUGGGACGACAGCAGAGAAGAGCCACCCUCACCAUCUCUGGUUUAACCAUGGCUUUAUGAUAUACAGUAGAAUACAAGCACGCACACCAGAACUGGGCAUAAAAUAGUUGUAUUUUGUAGUUUAUUUGAAAAUACCAACUUUUCAAAUACUCGAGGUAGUCGAAUAUAGUUUAUAUAGAGCUUCAACUAAAAGGCAACUACUGUAUUUUCUUUGAUAUUUUGAAUACCUCUCAAAAACCUUAUAAUAUUUGAAAGUAUUUUGAAUACCUCUCAGAAAACCAAAUCAUAUUUGAAAGUAUUUUGAAUACCUCUCAGAAAACCAACUCAUAUUUGAAAGUAUUUUGAAUACCUCUCAGAAAACCAAAUCAUAUUUAAAGGUAUUUGAAUGUAUAUGCAAGUUAUUACAAAAAUAAUAAUAUUAUUUGAUGGCUGCCAACUAUUUGAUGAAGAACCAAAAACUACAACAGUUAGUUGAAUUAGUCUAAAUAUAUGAUCAUUAGCACAUGGUUAAACUUAAUAUAGCCUAUAGCCUAGAAUGAAAUACAUAGGGACAUGGAAUCUCCUCAACAUUAAAGUAGACCACUUUUGCUGCUUCAAAAUGACUAACAAAUAUAUUUUCAUAAUGAGUGAGACACAAGGUAAUACACUUGACAUCAAGUUCUUAUGCAUGUGUGGUAACUUUGAUUAUUACAAUAUGCAAUAACCAAAGUAUUAUGGAACAACAUACUAAUAAAAUGUGGCUCCAAAAGUAAUUACAGUUUUAUUACACGGGCACAAUACCAAUUUAAUGUUAAGUGUUAUUGAGAAUGAUAACAGUAACAAAAUAUGUCUAUUAAGUGUUGAAAGGAAAAUAAAUAUAUAAAAAACGACCUUCUUGAAUAAACUACAGCCAAGGUAGGUGGAAAAUCAUGUUAGUUUAUAUUCAGAGUAACUAUCCCUUUACAGAUGUUAUAGUGUGUUUGAAACAAGAACACUUUCCUUCAGAUGGACAAAGAGGUUCAAAGUUUGUUUUGCUAAGCAUCCAACUUGCUGUUUGCAAUGUUUGCAAAUGGCUUUGAAUUUCUCUUCAGUAUUUUCAGGUAUCAUAAAAUUAAGGCCUGCUACAGAUAAAAAGCUUUCGCCCUGCCCUGCCCCGCCCCCGCCCGCCCCUCUUGAAACCUAUUUCUCAAAGCUAACCCUUCGAUCACACCUACAGCGUCAUUGCAUUUUUGUACACCAGAAGUACAUUCAUUUCCAAUGGAAUUCUGCGUUUGCCUUGCAGCAUUGCGUUGCAGAGGCAGUUGCAGUGCAUUCUGUGUGGCGCAUACAUUGGAUUUAUCGAACGUAUGCGUCAAACUGUAUGCGUAGACAGCUUGACAGAAAUAGUAGCAGAAGGUGAAUGUUGAACUUUUGUUGCACACAUAUCCAGAUGAUGCUGCAUAACAUAUCAUCGUAACAUUUUGUGCACUAAAGCUGUCAGUGUGAUCAAGGGUUAAGGAUCUGGAUCACAUUCUGCCAUACCACACCUUUGUUUCUCUCACACCAAUAGUGUUGUUGCGCAAAAUAGUACGCAGCAUCAACUGGAUAUGUGUGCAACAAAAGUUCAACAUUCACCUUCUGCUACCAUUUCUGUCAAGCGGUCUACACAUACAGUUUGACGCAUAUGUUAGAUAAAUCCAAGGUAUGCACCACACAGAACGCACUUCAACUGCCUCUGCAGGGCAAUGCUGCAAGACAAACGCAGCGUUCCAUUGGAAAUGAAUGUACUUCUGGUGUACCAAAAUGCAAACGCACUGUCGGUGUGAUCUAGGCGUAACGUAGCUGCUGCUCCCCCUCCCCCUCCCUUCACAUUUCAGUCUUUAUAAUCACCCUCUUCUGAACCGUGAUGCUCUUCUGAACCGUGAUGAUGUAGCCUGUCUCUGCCAGAUAUUUCUGAACAGCUGAAAUAAAAACCCUGCAGCGAUUAAACGAACAUUCCUAAACACAUAUAUUAUGAAGGCUAAAACCUUCUGUUUGUAUGUUGUAACAGAUAUUGCAGUUGCACAAGCAGGACGCAGUCCCUACCCUUUGGAGCAAAAACAAUCAGCGUUGCUGCCCUAUCAGUUCCUGAAAAAAGAACACUACUUGACUGCCUGUCUAUCUCCUGCCUGGUUUACCCAAUGUUUGCAAAAAAAAACAUUACAUCUCUAUUUAGACUGUGUGUCUGGGGCUUGCUGGGUUCCACCACUGGACAGUCGAACGUUAUAGGCAGCCAAGCGUUUAACGUUAUCCGGACCAAUAAAAAUACAUGUCGAUAAUGUAUUUUGUGUAAAACAUGUAAAUACCUGCAUGUAGCCUACUCCCCACCUGAAAAAAAGAACAUGAAAUCGCGCUUAUGCUUACUGAGGCAUGGAAUGCAAUAGUUCGAAUAGUUAUGUGUACGACAUGAAGUUUGUAGGAAAUCGCGCUUAUGCUAAAUAGCCUACUGAGGGAAUGCAAUAGUUCGAAGAGUUUUGUGUGCAACAUGAAGUGUGUAGGCUACACCAGUGACCAGACAAAGGCGAUCAAGGAGGGGGAGCGGCAGCGGAGCAUUCAGCACAUCAGCUACAUAGGCAGCAGAGUGCGCACUCAGCUAUGUAAAGAAAUAUCCUGCACAUGCUCAGAAAUAUAUGUUUUUUUAGCCUGGGCAAAUUGGGAUACAGAAACUCAGUAAAAUGUAUUGCAGCUUUCGACCUUUUCUGUGGCAUAUUGAAAAUGUCAUAGCAAAGUUGAGCCUCACAACUUAUCUAUAAUUAUCUGUACAAAAUAUAAUUGGUUAAUUGGUUUGACCUGACUAUGUUCACCUGCAGCAAUUGACAUUUGGGAGAAUGGAUAUUUACAGAAUGUUUAGAUGGACAUUUAUUGUGUAGAUCAAAUAUGAUUGUCAGAUGGAUUGGAAUUGUAUAGGCGAUUGUUUGUGCUCUAUUUAUUUUAUUUAUAUCUUCAACAUGCAGUUACAGAUGCAGCCCUGCCAUUAGUUGAAGGCAGCCAAUCCAAUAGUUUCUGAAAAGUAGUCACUUCCUAAGAUCUGUAUUCAAAUAUAUAUUUUUAAGUACUUGCUUUCUCAGAUCUGUAUUCAAAUAGUUUUGAAAAAGUAGUCACUUUCUGAGAUCUGUAUUCAAAUAGUUUUAAAAAGUAGUCAUUUUUGGAGAUCUGUUUCAAAUAGUUGUAGUCACCUCCAAAGUAACUAUUUGUUCCUCCCAAAGCAUAGUGAAACUAUAGUUUUCCCAGGUCUGACACACAUGCAUGCACACAUACACAAACACAUGCAGAUACAGAUGUAGGAUCUUACUUUUAAUGCAAUGCAGGACAUUUUAAACUUGUAGUGUAAUUUAGGUUUAAAAAGGCUUCUGAAGUUUGUAAUUUCCACUUUGAAAUGUCAGACUUGAUUUUUCCUUGAGAAAAAUGUAUCAACCCCUACAAAAAUGUCCAUUAAUUAUAUUCCACAUAAUAAUUCAAAUUACCUGUUGCUGUACGCUUAUUUUCCUGCUGUAGCAAACUAGCUCAAAUUAAGAUCCCACAUCUGUAGACACACGCACGUGCACGCGCACUCACACACACACAGUCAACCUUUCUAUGCUCAUCAUUAUCUUCUCUAUCUAAAGCUGAAGAUGACCCAGCUGAUAGAGACAAGCGGCAUAGACAGAUUGUGUCUGCAGUGAGUAAUAAUGAGGUUGAUGUGAAAGUCUCUAUCGCUUGUCUGUUGAAAUGUUUCCCAUCAUCAGUAGUAGACAUGUCUAACAUCAUGAGUCACGUCUUUGUUCCUCUCUUCAGUUGUGUGCUUAUUUUAAAUGGCUUUCAGUGGCUCAGUGUGUUAUGCGUUUUAACAAUGCCAAAUUUCAUGAAUCUGACAAACAUCUUUUCACAAAUUGCAGGUUCCAAACACUGAAGCAGAGCAGAGAACUCCCCGUUCCAGUAAUGACCUGAGUCUAGUUCAGCGUUCUGAGACGACCCAGUCACAUGUCUCCUUACAGGGAGGAAGCACAGGUGUGUACAGACAAAAACAUAAACUAUAGUAUGCAGUGCAGGCAAAUCCUUGUACUAACUACCCUUUGCUGUAUUUACUAGGCAAAACAAUAUUUUAAUGUGCAUUCUUUAGAUUUUGAAUCACACUCUUUGAAAUCAAACUUUAUACAGUCAACUAUUGAGCCUAGAAACCCACAGAAAGCAGUGGUUUUCUUUGUGUUUUACUAGCAUGCAUUGUUUUGUUUGAUACCAUUAUUUUCAUUAUUUUCUAUUUGCAGUCCGAGCAUCUCAAAGAGACUCAAGCAAUGACAUCACCCACGUGUCUACUCCUGAAACUCUACGAUUGCUCUCGUCUCUCAGCCAGACAGCUUUAGGACUAGCAGGUCUCUUCAGAGGACAAACAGGACUGCUGGUGCCACCUGACCUUCACUCUCUGCUCCCAUUGGACCAGGCCUCAGCCAGUCCAACCCAGCCCACAGUCACACAGAUCCAGCCUCCAGUGCUACAACCCCCACCUCCACCUCUAUUUGGACCCUUAGACCUACUCACCCAGCCUUCAGUAACUCAUAGAGUCCUGUCACUCUCACUCACUCAGAUUCAAAUAAUACAUAACCAGCCAGCAUUAACACACAACCCACCCCCAGUGACACAACGCCAUGUUUUAGUCCCACAUAGCCAAUCUCCAUUAACACAGUCCGUAUCCCAAAGCCUCCACAACCAGCCAUCAGUCAUGCAUAUCCAGCAUCAAGUCACCGAGCAACCAAUUAAACCCCUAAACCCCAUCGCCAGUCUUACCCAGUCUCUGGUCUCACUCCCGCAGCCUUCUCCAGACUCUCCCAGCCACCCUUCUGAUCCCUCUACCCAGCAUCCUGAUUCUCUUACCCAGCCCAGAGAACCUUUGACUCAGUCUCUACUCAUACAAACCCUGCAUGCUCCUGACUCAAUCACUCAAACCCACCGUCCUGUAACUCAAAGUAAUCCUUCGGACCCACAUUUCCAGGAUCCUAGCACCAUCACCCUGUUUUCACUCUCACAAACCCAGACUCAACCAUCACCAACCCAGCCUCAACCAUCCAAAACUCAGUCUCAACCAUCACCAACCCAGCCUGAACCUACACAAACCCAGCGUACAGAUCUCCUCACCCAGCCUUCAGGCUCAAACACCCAUCCUCCUGACCUGAUCACCAUACCCCCCACCCCUGACCCCCAGGGCCCUAGUGCCCCCCGGACCUCCACCCCAGACCCCCUGCAGCAGAACGCGAGCCAGCCUGCUAACCCAGCUCAUCCAGCCAAACCAACCAGGCCCAAUGACACAGAGCCCACAGAGUGGCUGAAGAGUAACACCUCUCAGUCCCCCAUGAAGACCAACGAGGACCCCAGGUAGGGCACCAUGCAGUACAGAGGCGGGAGACGGAGGGGACUUUUAUUCCUCCCAGUCUUGUCUACUUACAUCCGGGUUCCCCAACUGGCGGCCCGCCGCGGGUGAUUUUAUUUGGCCCCCCAUGUCUUCUGAGCAAAAACAACACAUUUUAUUUUUUAUUGUUGCAUGUAAAAGACUGUAAAAACACCAGCAAAUCAGCAGUGAUUUUAAUUUGGGACGUUUUUUCCAAAGUAUUUCCAUGCAUAAUAGAGAGAUAUAUGUGACCGUUUACAAAAAUAAGCAUGGUCCCUGGCUUACAUCAUACAGUAGAUAGUUUCCACUGUCUCUGCUUACAGUGUACAUACAUUUAUUUGAGAAAAGCAAAAUAUAAUACUCUAUGUUUUAAUUGAUUGUGUGCUAUGUGGACAUUGGUGAAUAGGAGGAAUGCAACAAUAAGGCUUAAUCAAUGCAAUAACUUUCAAGACCUGAAUUUCUUAAAAUAGAUAAUGAUCUGCAAAUGUUGUCCGGAUUUGGUUUGGUGAAGAUUGUAGAUACUGGUAUGCAGCUUGUAUCUAUCUGUGGCUGACAGGCUUAAACUCCAGAUGAAACUCCACCACAGCUGCUAUCACUUUAUCUUGCUUACAUAGUUGUACAAGUUACGACAUGCACGUGGGCGUAUUAUUCUGUUGACUGUAAUAACCUAACUUUGUACAUGAUGAGACCAUGACUUGGAUUUAUUCCAAAUGAUUUUGAUUGGAUAAUGUUGCAAGAGCAAUGUACAUCACAACCGAACCUCCUAAUAUCCAAAGUCUGUCUUUUACAUACUGUAUUUGGAUCUUUAGACAAUUAUAAUCACCAUUAACAAUGAGAAUAAUUGAACAAUCUCUCUCUCUCUGUCUCAUUCCCUCUCUCUCCUCCCCCAGAAUAAAGCCUCCUCCUCCGUGGCUCCCAGUGCUGGAGAAACAUGACAUCCCCAUCGUGGUGGGAGUGGGCGUGUCUCUGGCCUUCAUCUUCAUCACCAUGGCCUUCUACUCCCUGGUCCAGAAGAACGAGCCUCUCCCCGCUAUUAGAGGUCAGUGGGCCUGUAUAGCUCAAACUGUACUGUAACUCCCUCCUAUUGUCCACCCUUUGGCACACUGUGCUCAUUGUUCAAUAUACUCUGAGGCAGGACACUCUCAUAACAAACCCGGGCACCCCCUAUUAAUGUGGGCACCCCUACAAUCAUAAAAAAUAUAAAAAUUGUUUUGCUCAUUCCCAAGAUUCUGUAUGUGAUUUGAACCCUGCAUGGAGUUAGAAGUGGAAAUAUUAAUUUAUUUUAUUGAAUCCCAUUAGCCUUGUCUUCCACAGUUCCCAGGAACCUGGGCGUCCCCUGCAGACAUGCUGAACGUCUGGACACUGGGAGGACCUAUGAGAACAGGUGACUGUUGUCAGCACUAUUGUUGUUGUUGUGGAGGAUACCUCUAUGAAAAUAGGACUGUACUUAUCCUAAUGGCUAAUAUACAGUAUAUGUAUCCUCUGUUCUGAAAGGGCGUUUGAGGAUGAUGAUUUGGUGGCUGUGAUUGAACAAAGCCCCAACACGUCAGAUACACGCGCCAGGCCUCCUGCCCCCAGCCCAGUCACUGUGAUGAUAGACCCUGCCUCUGAUGAGACUCAGGAGACACAGCCCCUGCACACUCCAGAACACUCGGUCAUAGCAGAGACCUACCCUGAGCCUAGCGAAGACACACAGGUCAGUGUGUGUGUGUUCGCAUGCAUGAAUAUGUAAAAUCGGGUCCAAUAUAACAUUUCCCACACAUUACCAUACCAAGAUAUUACAAAUUCGGUUGCAGCAGCUGUCUGGAUCCUCUCCACCUCAGGUUGAUCCCUUCCUGGAUGAAGAGAAGGAAUGCAGCCUGUCUCACCCCAGCAUCCAGCUGCAGUGUGUGGAGGACUGGGGGGGCGGAGGAGUAGAAUACGGACAAUGCCAGGACCAAGAAAUCCUCCCCCAGCCCCCCUCUCUCUCUCCUUCCCCUCCUCCUGUGCGUGAGGAAAGCCUGCGCUCCUCCCUGACCCUCCAGACCGCUGAGCCCUAUGCCACGCCCGUCCGCCAUAGCGUCAGCAUCUCCCACGGUAACGCCCCCCUCCUCCUCUCCCACUGCAUCUCCCUGGGCCUUACCACGGUCGCCGUUGAUGUCCACUUCUACCCAGCAGCCCCUGCUUCCACCACCACCACGACUGUGGCAGCUGCCACCCAGAUUAAUGCUACCACCGCUGCUGCUGCUCCAGGGCCCCAGCUCAGCUCCCGAUUGGCCCACAGUCAGGAGCAUGACCAAUCGGCUCCCAGCGUGCACCAG